AUGCCUUACUUCAUACGAGUUGCUCCUAACGCUCUCCUAAGACUCGCUUCGCCCUCUCCAGAUUGUUUUGGCUCUGUUACGUGUCCGAUACCUUACAAACCAAAACGUCAGGACACGUCCUCGCUCAAAAUCAUUCUUCCCGCGCGCAGUAAACGCCUCGUCAAGCGUCGGCGGCGUUCCAAGCGCUCCGACUCAGAACUACCCUCAGUAGAAGAGUCACGAAGCCAGACAGACAAAAGUCAGGAUAAAUCAGACAAGCCGCGUCUGACCAUCAAAAUUAGGCCCUUGCAACACCCGAUUCCCGUUGCAGCGGAUCAUAACUCGGACGAUGAUAAUGCACAGGAGAACGAGGAGGAUAGCAGUUACGAGGAGGAUAGCAGUUACGAGGAGGAUAGCAGUUACGAGGAGAGUAGCGACGAUGAAUCGGCGUCGGAAUACUUACCUCCACUACUAUACGGUAAAGAUCGUUUGUACACAUGUGCAGUCACAUUGAACAUGUCAAAAGAAGUACGCGGCUCAAAUCGUGUUUUUAGCGUAGGAGAGCGGCGAGGAUUAGAGUGGAUUGACGAUGUGAAGGAGUUAGGGACUGAAGCCCGCGACAUGCUUCAAAAGUUCAGUCAAUAA
Molecule: messenger RNA, 624 nt
Organism: Suillus clintonianus
Lineage: Eukaryota; Fungi; Basidiomycota; Agaricomycetes; Boletales; Suillaceae
Exons: 2
Coding region: 1-624 (207 amino acids)
Source: RefSeq, a predicted model, not a curated record